Molecule: messenger RNA, 5527 nt
Organism: Vitrella brassicaformis
Lineage: Eukaryota; Vitrellaceae
Source: the annotation of a GenBank genome assembly
CCGUCUUCUCUUGGUGUUUUUUCUCUCUCCUUCUUCCCGUAGCAACAACAGCGCAGAGGGAAGAAGGAUUUCGCGAAAAAAUCUCGGCAAAUUGCGAUCUGUCCUGAUGGCGUCGGCUGCGGACCCUCACAUCGCAUCGCGAACGCCGAAGGCUGUCUGUCCUCGCCAUCGACGUUACGGCCCGAUGAGCUCGACCAACGCAUCCUGACGUGCCUUUCUGCACCUGUGUUGACGCGCCGCCGUCAUGCAUCGCUCUCGCCAGUCGCACGCAUCGGACGAGCAGCGGCUCCAGAGCAUCUAUGCAGUCGACAGCAGACUCUCUCGACGACACCCGAACCAGCCACAGCCACGAGAGGAGCCCUCCAGUCGUCAUGGUGACUCGCCCCGCAGCCAGCGAACAACGCGUUAUGGCGGGUCGCCUGGGGAUAGGGACCAGGGAGAGAUGGUCAACGGAGAAGGGAAGCACCUUCGGAACGGCUACAACAGCAGGCAGCCUCACCCGCUGUCAAACACUAGCACAGGUGGGUGGGCCAGCCACCUGGACAACACAACACAACAGAACAUACAAGGGAAGGGGGAAAGACAGCAAAGCGGCUGGCCUGUCUGUCUGUCUAUCUGUCUGUGUCCAUCUAUCUAUCUGUGUAUGUGUUUAUCUGUCUAUCUAUCAGGUCUCGGCAUAUCGAGUGGUGUGCCGGGCAGCAGCGCAGGCGUGAGCGGCAAGAGCUCAGCAUCCGACCUCAGCCAGCUGCCGGCCCGUCGUUUGUUUGACAAGAAGGGCUUGUCGGUCAGCACAGCGCGUCCCCCGUCCCCCCCGCUGUCCAACCCCUCCAACCCCAUCUCACCCGGUGGUGACACGCGCUACACCAAGUCGCCCACGGCGCACCAGAUCGUCAAAGAGGCCAGAGAGUUCGCCGCCAACCACAGUCACACCACCACUGCCCGCGAUGCGGCCGGGAGGAUGUCGAGACGGCCGCAUCCCCUCGAUGAGCGUCUGUCCCCCUUCCACGAGAGCCAGCAGCCCUCUCCCCCCCUGGCGAAGCUGGCCAACGGCGUAUCGCCCGCAUCAGCACCCGGACCCAUCAACCUGGGCCCUCUCGACGAGGACGUGUCGGGCGGCCCCACUCACCGUCGUGGCUACAUCGCCCCUCGCGCAUGUGGGUCGGCGCCCACAUCGUCUCAGCACGGCAAGAGCGGCGAGGCCCAGGAGGGCGUGCGGGACCGUUUCCGCUGGGGCGGUCGAGAGGGGAGGUCGCUUCUGAGUAUAGCCGGGUCCAACAUCGCUUCAGAUCGCCAGUCGGGAGGCAGCAGCCCCUCAUCGGAUCGCACGACACCUCAGUCUGGUGGCGGCCUGUCGAGUCGUCAACUGCCGCCUGGAGGCAGUGGUGGAGGCAGGCUGGACGAAAACAUGGCCAAGCUCGCCCAGUUUGGGCAAGUGCCACAGGUUCCUCGUGGCGACAGCGAGUCGCCGCCCCCUCAGCCCCCGCUGCCCUUCCCUCCAGGCCGUGUUCGCCCUACCACGGGUCUGCGAGUCGACACAGAUGCGGAUGUGAGUGAGGGAGUCGGAGGGGCACCCAGCAGCACGGGCAGCGGUAAGAGCAUCGGCAGCCUUGGCAGUGGAGGCGGCCGCAGGUUCAGGGUGGCAGGGACGCCUGGAGGUGAGGCCGGCUCCGACCGUCGUCCGCCCUCGAUAGGGUCGGGCGGCCACGGCCGGCAGCCGCCAAGCGACAGCGGGGGCAGCGACACGACAUCCAACCCCUCACCGCAGGAGCAGCGGCUCAACCUCGGCCACUGGAGCACCGAUCCAGACAUGCCUGUCCCCACCUUGCCACCGCCCCCACCCAUGACGGUCUCGCCGAGCGGCAGCCCGCACAGCGUCUCCCCUGGGGCUCGGCCCACCCAGUCGCCUCAUCUUCGCUACAGCAUCAAUAAUCGGCAGUCUCCAUCGGCAGGAGGGUCUACUGGGGGUGGCAGCUCGCGGCACGGCAGCUCGAGUGGCCGUCGGUACAAGAUGGGCACGGGCUCUGGCGAGGGGUCCAGCCCCCGGUUUCCCCCCAUCCACCCCAACACGUGGAAGGCCGACCCACCCAAGACCAUCCUGCCGCCCAUUGCCAACAUUGGGGGAGGAGACAGAGACAGGAGCCGGCCCCCGACAUUCAUCCCACCCACCGACCCCCUCACCCCAAAGCGUAACUUCAGCAGGAGUCGGCAGCUGGACUAUGAGGUGCCCCGGCGCGAAUCUGACCCGCUUUAUCCGAUGGGUCGCCCCCCGCCCCCUCCGGCCGUGUCGCUCCUGGCCAUGCAGCGCAGGCAGCCCCCCAGCCCGGAGGAGGGGGCGCUGUCCAGCCCUGGACCGAGGGCCACCCAUCGCAUCGACCUGGGCCCGCUGCAGACGCCACCGCGGCGCAAGAAGGGGGGCAUGAACGGGGCUGGGGCUGGUGGUGGCGGUGGUGGUGGUGGUGAGGACAGCGAUGACAUGUUGCUGCCUGCUGUGGAUAUAGUGAGUCGGCAUUCGUCUCCGGGCGGGUCGAGCUCCCGUCGGUCGCCAGGCGACCCCCUGGGCGAUGUGGCGGAGUGGGACAGCUUACUGGCGCGACAAACGUCGACCGAGCGUGCGAGAGGCGGGCCGGACGGCAGUGCCACCCACACGAGGCCGCGCCAGAGGACGUCGGGGGGAGGCAGGAGCAAGGAGGACUCCCUGUCGAUGUCGCAGUCGUGCUCGUUGCUGGACAGUGAGGACUUCCUAUCCCCCGACCCGCAGGCCAUCGCGUCCGACAACUCUUUGAGCUUCAGCGUGAGCCAGCCGCACGCGUCACCCGACCGCGUGAGAGACCUAGAGGACUCCUUCUCCUCAGCCACCUCGCCAGUCCCCGAGCGCAAGACCGAAAGCGCACAUUCGGCCAUCCGUGGAGGGCGUGACCCUCUAUCCCGGUCACGAUCGCCGAGGCUGCGACCGCUGCAGAAGGCGGGCACUGUGGACGGCGCUGAUGGGCACCGGGAGGGUGUCACCCCGUCCCCCCCACCCAGGGCACCAGCCAAGCUCCCGCACACACCGCAGGGUCGGCCCCGCCCCCCCGUGAGCCCCCGAAGCCCUCACCCGUCGGGCGCCUCGUCAGCCCCUGCAUCCCGUCAUGGGAGUCGCCCGCGCCCUCUCGACCGUGACACCAGUCGGCCGUCGUCUCGCCAGCGGCUGGCCGAGUCUCGCCAAGGGGGCUACGAGCUGUUUGUGCAGGCGCCAGAUGAGGAGGGGGAGAGGUCCGCCGGGGCAGGGGAUGCCACUGGUGAGCGUCGCGACAGUGGGUCCAACGUGACGUCGCAUCGCGAGUGGGUAGCUGCUCGGCAGGGGGCGUUCGACAGCCAUCGUGGUGGGGGCAGGAGGCGCCCACCACGGAUCGGCGAAGUAGACGAGGAGGAGGAGGAGGAGGAGGAGGUCGAGGCAGCAGAGGGCAGUGAGAGCGACGAAUCGCUUGGCGGCGUCAACCUGGAGGACUCCAGCACCAAGUUCGAGGACCUGCCCCCGCCCUCCAUCAUGCGGUCCGGCACGCAGCAGUAUGUCCACGAGCAGCAGAAAGCGACCGCAAGACGUCCUGGUACGACUCCCGGCAUGAUUGGUGGCGGCAGCAGGGGGGGAGCAGGCGUCGCGUCGCCCCCGGGCAGCCCGCAUUCGCCUGUGGAGGGAUCGAGUGUGCGUUGGAUUCGCGGAGGUGUGAUAGGUCAGGGCCAGCUGGGCAGGGUGUAUGAGGGCAUGGAGGUGCGGACGGGUCGGCGGAUAGCGGUCAAGGAGUUGCUGGUGGACGAGGCAGCCGACAAGAAGUUCAUCGACCAGCACAUGCAUGAGAUCAACCUCUACCAGGAGCUCAGACAUGAACACAUCGUCUCAUACCUUGGUGAGUUAAUCAGGGAGGGAGGGAGGGACGGAGGGAGUGACGCACAGAGAGACGCGAGCAGGAGGGAUACACCCACCUACCUGUGAAUGUGACCAAUAUGGCCCACGUGGAUGCAGGCCACGACAAGAUCGACGGCUGCGUGUACAUUUACAUGGAGUUCAUGCCGGGGGGGUCGCUGGCACAGAUGCUGACGCGCUUCGGUGCAUUUGAGGAGGAGACCAUCGCAACCUACACACGACACGUACUCGAGGGGCUCAAAUACCUGCACGACAGAAACAUCAUGCACAGGUAGGUGGGCGGGCACAGGUGGGUGGGUGCGAUUUGUCUGUCAUAUGAUAUAUAUAUGUCAACCACCGACAGACAGACAGACACAGACAGACACAGACAGACAGGCGCAAGCACGAGACAGAUGGACUGGAUUGAUGGCUGGAUGUAUGUGUGUGUAUUGUCAUAAUGUGUCAUGUCACGUCAGAGAUGUCAAGGGCGGCAACAUCCUCGUCGACACUGAGGGCAACGCCAAGCUGGCCGACUUCGGCUGCUCCAGGAAAGCCGAACGGUCGAUGGCAACCACCAUCAAAGGUCGGUACACGCACCCCCACACCCCGACAUCUGUUCCUUCCCUCCCUUCCACCCACCCGACCAACAUCUGUCUGUAAUGCAUUCAAUGGCAUGACACAGGUACCCUGCCGUGGACGGCUCCGGAGGUGAUUCACCAGAAGGGUUACGGGCGCAAGGCGGACAUCUGGUCACUUGGGGGUGUGGUGGUCGAGAUGGCCCAGGCCCACCACCCAUGGGACUCGUUCGACAACCAGAUGGCCGCUAUGCUCAAGAUCGGAUUCUCACAGGAGACACCCAACAUACCCAAACACCUCUCACACGUAGCUAAGGUACCCACACACACACACAGACAGACAGACAGACGUGCUGAGGUCAUCUUUUCAUUUCUUGCCUGCCUGAUUCAUUCAGGAUUUCUUGGAGCGUUGUUUCCAGCGCGACCCCGACCGUCGCUCCACGGCCGAGGAUCUGCUGACGCACCCCUUUAUCACGCGACGCCUCGACGACCCCCUGCCGCCACCCAUCCCGCCAUCACAACCCUCUUCACCCACCGACCCACAGCCCCCGCAACUUCCCGGCCACCAACAGCAACCCGAGGCCCCUGCUGCUGCUGCUGCUAGUCCAUCCGAUGGUGAGGGCGGCGGUGCAAGUGGGCUGUGGUGGACCCGGCUCCCAAGCAAACUGGCAGAAGCCGGUGGGGCCAGCAACAACGCUGCUGCUGCUGCUGAUGCGGGUGAUGCGGGUGAUGGUGGUGCGGACAGAGGAUGGUCGGGCGAAGGGUCAGAUGGAUGCACGGGGGGCGCGUCGUAGCUGCAAGGAAGCAAGAAAGGAAAGACACUGACCCCAACGAAUGAAUGGAUGUGUACAGACAAACGGUCUGAGGGCAGAUGGGGGGCAGACAGACAGUUGUCAACUGAGUCACAAUUUGUUGGUUGGGGUGGGUGCACGUCAUCAAUCGUGUGUUCGUGAAUCAAUCGCGCCCCUGUCUGGUCGCUCAUCUGCAGUCCGUCUCUCUGGUCCGAUCCACCCUUGCUGCUCUCUUCUUUGACGCUUCCUUCUUUUUGAGACGAACGACGGACCAGACAGAC